UUUUGCACUCUGCGCCGUGGCUGGUCUUGCGCUAGUGGUUGUUCACCGUUAUCGUCCGAGCGCCGCUCAAGGUCUCAGACGGAGUCACCAUGGGACGCGUCCGCACCAAGACUGUCAAGAAGUCUUCGCGCCAGGUCAUUGAGAAGUACUACUCUCGGAUGACCUUGGAUUUCCACACCAACAAGAAGAUUCUUGAGGAGGUUGCUCUCAUUCCCUCCAAGAGACUCCGCAACAAAAUUGCCGGAUUCUCGACUCAUCUCAUGAAGAGGAUCCAGAAGGGACCCGUUCGUGGAAUCUCUCUCAAGCUUCAGGAGGAGGAGCGUGAGCGUCGCAUGGAUUUCGUCCCCGACGUCUCCGCCAUUAAGACCGAUCAGAUCGAGGUCGAUAAGGAGACUCUAGACAUGCUCGCUGCUUUUGGUAUGAAUGAUAUUCCGGGGCUCGUCCAAGUUGAUCCCGUCCCUGUGCAGCAGACGACGGGAUUCGGUCGUGGUUUUGGCGGAGCUAGGAGGUAUUAGGUUUUGGCCUUCAUCUUCGUGGUUUUGGGAUUUGAGCUUGUCGUUAGUCGCUCAUAAUCAUGUAACUGAAGUUUUACUUGUCAUCCGGUGAUUAAACUUGAACUUCUGUGUUAGAGAUCACAUAUUAUGGUUCUACUUUUUUUCUCCAAUUUACUUAAAUUAAAACUCGUCAAAAUUUAGUCAAUGCAAUUGAUUUUGUAUG
Messenger RNA from Prosopis cineraria, 717 nucleotides. Its product is annotated as 40S ribosomal protein S17-like. Gene Ontology annotation, molecular function: structural constituent of ribosome. Gene Ontology annotation, biological process: translation. The record is from RefSeq and is a predicted model, not a curated record. The coding region runs from base 90 to 515 and encodes 141 amino acids. NCBI's taxonomy places the organism in Eukaryota, Viridiplantae, Streptophyta, Magnoliopsida, Fabales, Fabaceae. Gene Ontology annotation, cellular component: ribosome. The transcript has a single exon.